CUUUCUAAUGGGUUGAUCAAACAAGCGCUAUCAUCGACUUAUGCUGCGAGCACUCGUCUUAGUUAAGGACGACUACUUCUAAACAUAUCAUUUUUGCGUGAAGUAAAGCACAGUGGUCAUGGUGAAUGCCAGAGUAAUUUUCCUCUUUUUACUCACGUGUUCCAUUUUGAAGUGUGGAAGUUUAGUAAGUAGAGGAAAGAAAAAGCAUACGGCAGCCUAUCAAACCUUUGACAAAGUAAAAAAGCAACAAGUUGUUGUUCCGCUGACAAACCUUCCGCCCGAUAGCUACGUUCGCAACAAUAUGAUGCCGUCACAAAUUCUGCAGUUGGACGGAACAAAUGAGCUCAGUCCUUUAAAGUCGCCAAAUACUGUCUUCGUAAAUGGUGAAAAUCAAGAGGACCAGAAUUACCCUCUAAUAGAUGAUGGUCACCAAAUGGAUCCCAACGAUGAACCGUAUCAAGGGUUACCCACUGAAGACAACACUUACAACACAGCCUACUCGUCUUUGUUCGGGAAUGAGAUGGCAGAUUACAAUGAUGUUGACAAUAAUGACGAUAACAACGUGGCCCCCAAGGACAAUGAUGGCCAAGCUACUUAUGAUGAGCAAUCGAACGAAGAAUACCUAAACGAUGACACUAGAGAAGAACAGGAUCCACCGGUGAGGACCAUGGUACCAGAAUUCAACAAUUACCAAAAUAAUUAUGCUGCCAUGCAAGGUGCUCUCAUUCCUACGCUAUCUGGCCUAAUUUCCUCUCGAAUAAGAGCAAUAAAAAGAUUAAACUUACUCGAUAAAACGCAGCACACAUCUACGCCGUCAAAGUAUGCGCCUUUGGUAAAACAGAUCCUUAAAACUAGAGUUCGAGGAGGUGAAAAAUUGUCCAGCUUACUUUCGGAAGGUGUGGCAACUAAGAAGAAUAACGCAACCCAAAUUCAGAGCCAUAAUCAGCAGUCCAGCGACACCGACGAGACUAAGAUUACAAUAGAAGAUACUAAAAAGGAAGAACUGAGAUACAAGAGUAUGCUAAAAAGUGCUGAAAUGGCAGCAAAUCUAGCCGAUGCCGCAAAGACUCUGACGAAGCUUGUGAAGAAAUUGACAGCUCAAGAUGCAAAGAUCGCUAAAAAACCAGAGGAGGAGCGUACGAAACAUAACCAUAACAACGGAGACAGCUCUGAGGAUGGUGAGCGAUGGUCAGAAUGGUCCAAGUGGUCACAUUGUACGACAACUUGUGGUGGAGGAUUAACUUAUUCCAAACGCAGGUGCAUGAUUCAUCUUCCUUCAGGUCACGGACAGAACUGUACCGGCAAGAGUAUCAAGGUUCGACUCUGUCACCUUAACAGCUGUAAAUCCACUGAAACAAAGGAAGUAAACCUAGAGCGCACGUUAAGUGAAAUGGCAGAGGACAGAAGUCAUAUUUACAGGCCAUCAGUAUAAUAAAUGGACAAUAGAUUAAAUAAGAAUUAUUCUAAUUUGCAGA
Pocillopora verrucosa is the source of this 1475-nucleotide messenger RNA. RefSeq lists its product as uncharacterized. Gene Ontology annotation, cellular component: extracellular matrix. Gene Ontology annotation, biological process: proteolysis; extracellular matrix organization. Gene Ontology annotation, molecular function: metalloendopeptidase activity. NCBI's taxonomy places the organism in Eukaryota, Metazoa, Cnidaria, Anthozoa, Scleractinia, Pocilloporidae. The record is from RefSeq and is a predicted model, not a curated record.